Messenger RNA from Pan troglodytes (chimpanzee), 4028 nucleotides. Its product is annotated as putative inactive fatty acyl-CoA reductase 2-like protein. Lineage: Eukaryota; Metazoa; Chordata; Mammalia; Primates; Hominidae. The record is from RefSeq and is a predicted model, not a curated record. The transcript has 10 exons. The coding region runs from base 2199 to 2540 and encodes 113 amino acids.
UGGCGAGUGGGAGUGACACACCAUCUCUGGGAGGCACCAUGGUUCCUGCCAAACCCGAUCCCAAGACUCUGUCCUUGAGGUGGUUUUACCAAACCCCAAACCCAGAACUGCGGUUGUGGCUCAGGGGUCAGCUCCUGCUAGUGCCAGGACACUACUGGGAGGCUGGGACUUGACCAAAGCCCAUGGUGUCUCUGGCCUGAGGACAAGGUGUCUUGGGACCAUAAGGCCAGCCCACCAAUGGCCAUUGGGGGCUGAGCCCCAAAUCAUAGGGGCUCAGCCCCAAUAUUUGUCCUUCCCUGGCUCCUUCUGGUUCAGUCCCAUCAGGGCCCUGGAUCCCAAGACUCCAGGAAUCCUGGCAGCUCAGCAUACUUUAUCCUGUUUCAUCUGAGAGCAAAAAUGUAAAAUUGGAUGCACAGAAAAGUGACUCAAAGUGCUUAAUGACUAGAAGAAAUCUAGGAGCAGCAAGAAGGUAAUGUGGAGGGAGGGACCUCCAUGACCGGUGUCUGCAGAGCCAGGGUUACAGGCACCCAGUGCUGUGGCCUGGCACCACCUGCAUCUCAGAGGGUGGGUGGCACACUCCUUACCCAGAGGACAGCAGGCCUGGUCACCAGCUUUUCUACCUGUCCCUGUAAGCAUCACAUUGCUGGAGGAAAAUCUCAUGCCAGAGCUUGGACCAUCCCUAGCUCAGGGGUUAGGGGUUGUCCCUUGGUGACCUAAAUGAAAAAACAGGUCCAGAACAGAGUUCCUGAUGCUGGACACUCAUUCAGUCUUUGAAUCGUGGGAGGGGAGGCCUGGUAAUAGGUAGACCUAACCUCUUUGAGGAACUACAGAGCCCAAGGCUGGAAACCUCCAGAAUCCUCCACCCCCUGAUCCUCCCUGGGGACCCCUGUGGCCUGUCUCACUGAGCACUCUUCCAUCUGUAGAUGUCUGGGCUGCUGUACAAGGGAGUCCCCUUUCAGGUGUGGUGCUAGACAUGGUCACUCCUGCUGGAUGUCUAGGUGGUAGAAACCAAGGACCUAGGGAAAUACCAGGUACAGCCUUUCCACGCUCAUCCAGAGCAGGACAAACAGGCCAGGCGGUGUCAGGAGCCCAGGUCUCCAGCUGGAGGGAACGUCAACCCUGCAGUGGGAGCAGGGGCCCUUUGCACAUCCUAGGCACAGAUGGUAAUGUAGACACCACAGGUAAGCUGGGCUUGGUACCUACCCCUCCCCAUAUUCAGAAAGCCAAACAAGGAGCUUUGUGCAGAAUGAAACCUUUCCUCCCAGAAGCACUGCUGACUGUUUGGUGGUUGCCAUUUGUCGCAGUGAGCCUUUGUUCUGAGGUUGGGCUGGUUUCUCCUCUUGGCCCUGCCCUACAGAUCAUAAAGGAAAACAGCAAGAGGUCCCCAGCAAACAUCCACAGAUGGCCUUGGAAAUAAGUCAUCUUCUGAGAAACGUGAUGUUCUGGGAGGGAUAAGGCAUCAACCUCACUCUGCAGGAAUGCCAGUGAAUAUAUUGCCGACAUCUUGGAGGUCAGUGCCCUCAUAGUGUAACGGCAUCAGCAGAUCUGCCUGUGCUUGGACUUCCUGUACUACCCAUUCCUGAGGGGCGAUGCUUCUGCAGGGCCUGUGACUUGGUGCACAACUUCAGACACCAUCGUCCUGGGGCAGCACUGCACCCUCACUCUCCAGAUUACCUGAGACAAUGCUGUUAUUGACGAGAUCACUCCCAAGCGGAUUGGAGAUUGUCCCAAUACUUAGACCUAUAGCAAGGCCUUGGGAGAAAUGGUGGUGCAGCAGGAGAGCAGGAACCUAACCAUUGCCAUCCUAAGGCCCUGCAUUGUGCGGAGCAACGUGGCACGAGCUUUUCCCGGGUUGGGUUGAUAAUCUAAAUGGAUGUAGCCGACUCAUUAUUGCGGAACGUGAGGAACAGGAGUAGUUCAAGAAAAUGCUGAAGAUGCGCUUGGCUGGGAAGCUAGGAUAGGCUGACGAAGUCAGACUUAGUGUGGGAACCUGGCUGGGAAAGGGUUUCUUCUGUCCAUAAAAGCUACUCCAAUGGCUGUGGGAGACUUAAUUCCAAUUCCAGGUGAUACAGCCGUCAAUCUCCCACUAGCUGUAGGAUGGUGUGCUGCAGUUCACAGGGCAAAGGAGAUAGAAGUGGAUGAAAUGAGAGAAUUUUCUUUAAUUGAACUCUGGUUCAUGCCAAAAGUGUUCAAUCACUAUGUGUGGGGAAGUUUCCUGGUACAAAGGAAAAAAAAACAGACCUAAGUCAGUGUUAGUCUACCACUGUACAUCUGGUAACCUCAAUCCCUGCAACCGGGGCAAAAUGGGAUUCCAGGUCUUGGCAACCUUUGAAAUUCCAAUUCCAUUUGUGAGAGCUUUGACGAGGCCAUAUGCUGAUUUCACCACCAGCAACUUCAGAACCCAGUACUGGAAUGCCAUCAGCCAGCAGGCCCCUGCCAUCAUCUGUGACUUCUAUCUGUGGCUCACUGGAAGGAAACCCAGCUACCGAAGGAAGAUAACCUCAUCAACCCAAUUUUACAAAUGGAGAAAUAGAAGUUAAGGGAAGAAUCUGAAGUAGUCUCAAAGGCAGUGACAGGAAGGAUGUGGAGAAAGCUGAGUGUCAAAGUCAGUAUUCAGGACCGGCUUUACUGCUACUUAGAGAUGAAUGAAGAAAUCAGAGGGAACGCAGUGUGCUGAUGCUAAAGCAGCUGUCACCACCCAGCUAUGUGACAUAGGACAUAUUCUUUCUCUGUCUCACUUGACUAAUAUGAUAUGUCAGAGGAGACAUGAUUGUAAUUGCCUAAAGCAAUUCUUGUGGUCAAGAAUCAGAAGCAUGAACAGUAUUGCUCUCUGUGUUAGCCCCUUUAUAAGGGAGGAAGUCAUCUUCAGCAUGUUGAAUUGUCAUCUUUCUUAGCAGUGCAAAUGACUAAAACUUAGCCAAUGUAGAGUUUGUCCAAAUUUGGAGCUCAUAACUCAGUUCUUGAGCAAAGUGAAAAGAAAACAUUGUGAUUAUGGGGAAAAUAUUUGUACGGGACUUAUCAAAUAAAGAUAGGAAAAGAAGAAAACCCAAAUAUUAUAGGCAGAAAUGCUAAAGGUUUUAAAAUAUGUCAGGAUUGGAAGAAGGCAUGGAUAAAGAACAAAGUUCAGUUAGGAAAGAGAAACACAGAAGGAAGAGACACAAUAAAAGUCAUUAUGUAUUCUGUGAGAAGUCAGACAGUAAGAUUUGUGGGAAAUGGGUUGGUUUGUUGUAUGGUAUGUAUUUUAGCAAUAAUCUUUAUGGCAGAGAAAGCUAAAAUCCUUUAGCUUGCGUGAAUGAUCACUUGCUGAAUUCUUCGAGGUAGGCAUGAUGAAGGAGGGUUUAGAGGAGACACAGACACAAUGAACUGACCUAGAUAGAAAGCCUUAGUAUACUCAGCUAGGAAUAGUGAUUCUGAGGACACACUGUGACAUGAUUAUGCCAUUACAUGUAUGGUAGUGAUGGGGAUGAUAGAAGGAAGAACUGAUGGCAUAUUUUCACCCCCACAAAAAUCAGUUAAAUAUUGGGACACUAACCAUCCAGGUCUAGAAAAGUCACAUGCCAUAGCCAUGGUAUUGCACAUCAUUCAUCUUGCAUUCUUUGAGAAUAAGAAGAUCAGUAAAUAGUUCAGAAGUGGGAAGCUUUGUCCAGGCCUGUGUGUGAACCCAAUAUUUUGUUUAGAAAUAGAACAAGUAAGUUCAUUGCUAUAGCAUAACACAAAAUUUGCUUAAGUGGUGGUCAGCAAAUCCUUGAAUGCUGCUUAAUGUGACGAGGUUGGUAAAAUCCUUUGUGCAACACUCUUACUCCCUGAAUGUUUUGCUGUGCUGGGGCCUGUGCAUGCCAGGCAAGGCCAAGAUGGCUCAAAGAGCAACCAGCCAUCUCUGCAACCUGCCACCUCCUGCUGGCAGAAUUUGUUUUUGCAUCCUGUGAAGAGCCAAGGAAGCACCAGGGCAUAAGUCUACUCACUUAUAUCUGUCUGGAACAUAACGCUUGUUUGUUUUUACAACAAAUAAAAUUGAUCUUGAAUAAAAA